Messenger RNA from Schistosoma bovis, 2625 nucleotides. NCBI's taxonomy places the organism in Eukaryota, Metazoa, Platyhelminthes, Trematoda, Strigeidida, Schistosomatidae. The record is from the annotation of a GenBank genome assembly.
GUUCAGACAACCUUGACAAGGAAAAGCGCUCCUUAUGGUUAGGUUUCUUGUCAAUGUCGAGGCGUGAUGUCGCUCCUGGUGCGAAUGUUCAAGAAAUGAGUGAUGUGAACCAAAAUUUGUCCUACAGUUUUCGGUUGGGCAUUUCUAGUGACGUGGAGGAUACGCAAGCCUUUCGUCGAAACCAGACAUCACGAUGCAGCUCUACAGGUGUGCUGUCUUUCACUAAUGACGACUUACAUCCUGAUAUCUUACUGGACCAAGGCAUCGAAGGUUUUGACUAUGAUCCUGUUCAGAAUAAAAUAUUCACUGACGAAGGAGUACGAAGGGCGUCUUAUGGAAGCAUCUUUAGAGGAGCCUCGCUAAGGCAUUUAGUACUAUUCUUCAUAGGCGUGUUUACUGGACUUUCUGCCUGCGUAAUUGAUUACGCUAUUGAAAACAUCUCGAAGUAUAAGUAUAGAUCAGUUUCAUGGCUUAUCAGUCGUUACCCACAUUCUUUGUGGAUUUCUGUUCCAGGAUUUUUGUGGUGUGCAAUCAAUUCUUUCCUCACAGGUAUAGCAGCUACACUAGUCGUCUUUUUAGCUCCAGUUGCUUCUGGAAGCGGAAUCCCGCAAAUUAAAUGUUAUCUUAAUGGUCUUAAUGUUCCUCGUGUUAUGCGAUGCCUGACUAUGAUCGUAAAGGGUGUUGGUGUUAUUUUGGCGGUGUCUGGAGGUUUGGCUGUUGGAAAAGAGGGACCUAUGAUACAUAUUGGCUCGGUGAUUGCUGCAGGAUUAUCACAAGGGCGAUUGCGGUUUUUAAAAUAUUCCUUGGGUUGCUUGAAGAUUUUUAGAAAUGACCAAGAAAAACGUGAUUUUGUCAGUGCUGGUGCGGCUGCUGGGGUUGCAGCUGCUUUUGGAGCACCUGUAGGGGGUCUGUUAUUCGCCCUUGAAGAAGGCGCUAGUUUCGUUUAUCAAAGAUUAACAUGGACCAUACUCUUCGCAUCAAUGGUUUCGAUGUUUACUUUGGCUCUGUUCAAAUCACUGACUCGUACCCAUGUGUUCAAAUUUACUCCUGGUGGUCUUGUAAGCUUCGGUACCAUAGAAUCAUUAAACGAUUACAAUGCCUAUGAAAUUCUUAUGUUUUUGCUAAUGGGUCUAAUUGGUGGAUUAUCUGGAGCAUUGUUUGUGAAAGCGAAUUCAGUCCUAACAAGAUAUAGACAAAAGAACAUUACAACAAAAUAUAACAAGAUUAUAGAAGCCAUUCUGGUCAGUUCGUUAACUACCACUUUAUGUUUUUCAAUAAUGUGGGCUGUUCGUGAUUGUAGUCCAUUAGCAUAUACUAGCAGUUCUUUCCCUCUCAAAAUGAUGUGUGCGGACAACGAGUUUAAUUCAAUUUCCUCACUGUUAUUUUCAACACCUGAACGUUCUCUCCGAACUCUGCUUCACGAUCCUCCAAUGACAUAUAGUAUUUCAGUGUUAACCAUAUUUGUACUCGUAUACUAUUUCUUGGCCUGCAUUACAUAUGGUUUGUCUGUUCCUGCUGGUCUAUUCAUACCAUCUUUGUUGAUUGGUGCUGGCUGGGGUCGAAUCAUAGGACAUUUAAUGCAUACUAUUGAUCCAGUUCAUUUCUCCGAUCCCGGUAAAUUCGCACUGAUUGGAGCUGCUGCACAAUUAGGUGGUAUUGUUCGAACGACAUUAAGUUUAACAGUUAUUCUAAUGGAGGCAACAGGCAACGUAAUUGUUGGAUUACCUUUGCUAAUGACUUUGACUGUUGCUAAGUAUGUGGGUGAUUGUUUAAGCGAAGGGAUUUAUGAUGAACAUAUUGGAUUGAAUAGUAUGGCUUUACUUCCGUGGACACCGCAUUCUUUAUCUAUAACUAAGAGAGCUUAUGACCUGAUGUCUAAUCCAGUCGUGUUUUUAUAUCCUAUUAUGCGUGUUAGUGAAUUAGUUGAACGGGUUACAAAUAAUUUACAUCAUGGAUUUCCAGUUGUAGUGGGUUCCACAGAUUCAUCAAGAUUUUCAUAUGGUACUUUAGUUGGGAUGAUUUCUUCGGAGCAUUUAGCACUACUGUUGCAAAAACGGGCAUUUUUAUCUAAAGAUGGUAAUAUCGUAUAUUCAUUGACCUAUAAAGAUUAUGAUGAUGCUUAUCCAUCCUAUCCAAAGUUAGGUGAUGUUUUAGCUAAUUUGUCAUGUGAUGAUAUGGACGCCUACUUAGACUUGAGGCCAUACAUGUGUGAAGCGCCAUACAGUGUCCCAGAGACUAUGACAAUGACUCGUGUUUACCAUCUUUUCCGUUUAUUGGGUCUCCGGCAUCUACCGGUUGUUGAUAGUCAAAAUCAAGUUCGUGGAAUCAUUACACGGAAAGAUUUAAGACGUUUCAAAUUCGAAUUUGUUAGCGGUGAAUAUCGUGUAGAAGAGUUGAUUUUUUCACGUAAAAUGUGAGCACUACUUAAGAUCUUUUCCCUUUUCUUCUUUUUUUUUAAAAACAAACAAAUAAACAUGAUUUUAAUUAUUUUCUUUGGAUCUGUUAUCAACAUUGUAUAUUUAUGCUCAUCAUCAGUAUUAACUAACCUGUUCUGAUUCUAUAUUAUUGUGAAGAAAACAUUUAUUGGAUUCACUGACUGACUAAUAAUAAUAAUAAUAAUAAUAA